Messenger RNA from Chlamydomonas reinhardtii, 2010 nucleotides. RefSeq lists its product as uncharacterized. NCBI's taxonomy places the organism in Eukaryota, Viridiplantae, Chlorophyta, Chlorophyceae, Chlamydomonadales, Chlamydomonadaceae. The coding region runs from base 38 to 1222 and encodes 394 amino acids. The transcript has 2 exons. The record is from RefSeq and is a predicted model, not a curated record.
CUCAGCAGCCUAGCGCCUCCUCCCCACCACCCGCGCAAUGUGCGUGCAGCGGCAUGGCCGCCCGGCGGCGACGGCGCAGCAGGCGGCGGCGAACAGCAGCAAGGCGGCCCGGGACACAGCAGCUCUGGAGCGGCUGCGUGCGGCAUGGCUGAAGCUUUGCGAAACGGUGGAGAUCGUCAGCGCCCGCGCUAGCGAGGGCGCCGGUGGCAGGGACGAGGGCGCGGGUGGCUCCAGCACAAGCAGCAACAGCAGCAACAGCAGCAGCAGCAGCAGCAGCAGUAGCAGCAAUAGCACUGGCAGCACUGGCCGUAGUAGCAGCAGCCGCAGCCACGACCGGGUGCUCUUGGGUGAGGCGCUGAUGGCGGUGUUGGAGUCGGCGCCGGAGGCGUUGCGGGUGCUGGGGGGGCAGCAGGAGGUGCUGGGGGGGCAGGAGACAGCGGCGGGCGAAGGCGACAAUGGCGGUGAUGGCGAUGAUGAUGGCGGCGCUCUUACUGCCUGGGAGGUGGGCACGGAGAUCCUGCAGGAGGUGCGCGGGUACCUCGAGGCCCUCCAGCAGGUGCGCGUGCUCAAGGACAGGGCGGACCGGCUGGACCAGAGGUCCGCGUGGCUGGAGCGGCUCGUAAAGCUCAGCGGCGCGCGGACGCGCAUCGCCGAGGCUGCCGGCAUUGGCAGCGGCGGCCGCCGCGCCGCCCACCCCGGCGAUGGCGGCAACGGCGCCUCUGCCGCUGCCGGUGGUGAUGGCGGCGGCGAAGGUGUCAACCCUGUUUAUGUGGACGUGGAAACGCUGUGCAAGCGCUACGAGCGGCCCCUCCUGCUAGACUGGGCGCUGGUCAACAUGCUGCUGAACGGCCGGACAGAGCUGUGCAUGUCGGCGGCCGGCGAGCGCGCCACCGCUGACACCCUCACGCGGCAGGAGUACAGCUAUGUGGAGGGGCGGGACUGGACGGGGGGGGAGGUGCUUGCGGAGGGGGAGGAGAGGGACUGGGACGGCAGCCGCCGCGCCACGCGCCGCGCCGCGUUCGUGCAGGAGCUGCGGUGGGUGACGGGCAUUCGGUUCCGGUCCGAGGAGCGGGCGGACGCGGACGGCUACGAUGUGUGGUGGGUGUGCGAGGAGGAGGACAAGGAGGCGGGGGAGCAGGAGCAGGAGGCGGUGGCCGCCGGCGGUGGCAGCAGCGGCAGUAGCAGCGGCAGCAGCAGCGGCAGAGAGGGAGGUGAUGAGUAGGGAAUGAUAAGCAGCAGGCCUGCUGCUGGCGGCGGCAGCUGUGAGGUGGUGGUGGUGGUGGCUGGUGGUGGUGGCGGCGGCGGCGGCGGCGUGGGGGCAGCAGAGCGCCGCGCUCGCCUGCUAAUCCUGGUGCGCAAGCCCCCACUUGCCGCGCGCAGCUGCUCCUCCACACACAGCACGCGCCGCUGACCAUGCCCAGUUUGAGGGGGGGGCCGCCCACCCGCCCGGCGAGCCAGACUCUGUGUGGGAGGGCAUGUCACGUGCAUUCAUUGGGCCACCCAAUUGUACGAGUGCAUGGCUUGGGACAUCCACCCUGCAGCAGGAGCUAGACGGGACUGCGACCGUCUUGCAAACCUGUAUGUCAUUGUGUGGUGGCCUGGAAGGUGCUGACUGAUGAGAGUGAGACUGAGAGUGAACCGGUGAGGUCUGCUACCAGGCCCCAAGGGUGCGGGCUGUUUGCGCGCGGCGGUUAGCCGGGAGCGGGCGUGUCGGCUUGUGCACUUGCGUCAGUAGGCAGUGUUGCUGCGGCAGCGUUGCGGUAGCCGUACUUUGCUGCCAGUUGAUUCACUGGGUUGAUUGGGGGCGCUUUGGGGCACGCCUGACGAUGGCGUAGUGCGUGCAUGGCGUGGUGUCGGGCAAUACUGGCCAGAUUACCUGUGGUGCGCUACUUGCACCGUGUAAGCUAGGCGCAAGCAUGGAGCAAGGCCGGUCAGGGCGGACGCUCGUUGGUGUGACUUGCCGCUCGCCGGAAUGCGGUUGGUUUAUGGAACAUGUAAUGGUGCUGCGUG